Messenger RNA from Mauremys mutica (yellowpond turtle), 969 nucleotides. RefSeq names its product melatonin receptor type 1A-like. The transcript is spliced from 2 exons. Gene Ontology annotation, biological process: G protein-coupled receptor signaling pathway. Gene Ontology annotation, cellular component: membrane. The coding region runs from base 1 to 969 and encodes 322 amino acids. The record is from RefSeq and is a predicted model, not a curated record. NCBI's taxonomy places the organism in Eukaryota, Metazoa, Chordata, Testudines, Geoemydidae. Gene Ontology annotation, molecular function: melatonin receptor activity.
AUGGAGGAGGAAGGUUCUCUGCUGCAGAGCCUGUCUGCUGGCUUGGGAAGGGAGGAUGGUCUCUACCCCACCUGGGUGGUGAUCACGCUGGCUGCCAUCCUCAUCGUCACCAUCGCUGUGGACAUCCUGGGCAACCUCCUGGUGGUUGUCUCAGUCUUCAAGAACAAGAACCUGAGAAAAGCAGGCAAUGCCUUUGUGGUGAGCUUGGCCAUUGCAGACCUACUAGUGGCGUUUUACCCUUAUCCCCUGGUCCUGAUGGCCAUUUUCCAUGAUGGCUGGGUGAUGGGAUACCUCCACUGCCAGGUCAGCGGCUUCCUGAUGGGCAUCAGCGUUAUCGGCUCCAUCUUCAACAUCACUGGCAUUGCCAUUAACCGCUACUGCUACAUCUGCCACAGCCUGAAGUACGACAAGCUUUUCUCGGGCGCCAACACCGUGUGCUACGUGGGGCUGGUCUGGGCACUCACCCUGCUGGCCAUCGUGCCAAACCUCUUUGUGGAGUCCCUGCAGUACGACCCGCGAGUGUACUCCUGCACUUUUGCCCAGUCCGUCAGCGCCCUCUACACCAUCGCCGUGGUGGUCAUCCAUUUCUUCCUACCCAUCACCAUCGUCAGCUACUGCUACCUGCGGAUUUGGGUGCUGGUCAUCCAGGUGCGGCGCAGGGUCAAGCCGGACACGCAGCCCAAAAUCAAGUCCCACGAUUUCUGGAACUUCCUGACCAUGUUCGUGGUCUUUGUGCUCUUCGCUGUCUGCUGGGCACCGUUAAACUUCAUCGGCUUCGCGGUGGCGGUCCAGCCCACACUGGGUUCCUUGAUACCCGAGUGGCUCUUCACGGCCAGCUACUUCUUGGCCUACUUCAACAGCUGUCUGAACGCUGUGGUUUACGGGGCGAUGAACCAUAACUUUAGGAAAGAGUACAAGAGAAUCAUACUGACUCUGCUGCAGCUGGCUUACAGGGCGGAUGGAGACUAG